UCUACUUUUGAUCUGCUGUUUAUAAUUCAACAUUACGGAAAACUUUUAACUUCAGCACUGCGAAGAGACUGAAAAAAGGAUAUUAUGGGUUUCAAAACUCUCUGUUUGGGGAUACUGUGUGCAUUCUUUUUAUCUUAUAUUUAUACACCCAUACCUGACAACAUUGAAGAAAGCUGGAAAGUAAUGGCCUUGGAUGCAAUUGCAAAAACUUGUACAUUUAUGGGUAUUUGUUUAGAAAAUAUAGGCAUUAUGAGAUAUGAAGAAUUUAUUUCCAUGAUAUUUAGGAUGGAUUAUACCCAACCUCUUUCAGAUGAAUACAUCACAGUGAUUGAUACAGACUUUGGUGAUAUUCCAGUACGUUUAUAUUUGCCAAGAAACAAGUCAGAAAGCCUAAGACGAGCUAUAAUCUACAUGCAUGGUGGUGCUUUUUGCUUUGGAAGUUGCAAGCAGACAGCACUUGACUUCCUGAACCGAUGGACUGCAAACAAACUUGAUGCUGUCGUUGUAGGAGUGGAUUACAGACUAGCACCUCAGCAUCACUUUCCUGCUCAGUUUGAAGAUGGCAUCACUGCAGUCAAGUUUUUCCUCCAGGAAAAAAUUCUUUCAAAAUAUGGAGUAGAUCCCAGUCGAGUCUGCAUUGCAGGAGACAGUUCUGGGGGUGCUUUAGCAGCAGCUGUGACUCAACAGGUGCAGAAUGAUCCUGAAAUAAAAAAUAAAAUCAAAAUACAAGCUUUACUUUACCCUGGAUUACAGAUGAUUGAUACUUAUUUGCCAUCUCAUCGAGAAAAUGAGCAUGGUAUAGUUCUGACAAGGGACAUAACUAUCAAACUUGUAAGUUUGUAUUUCACCAAGGAUAAAGCACUUUCUCAGGCAAUGAGAAAAAACCAACACAUGCCUCUGGAAUCCAGACAUCUGUUUAAGUUUGUCAACUGGAGUACUCUUCUUCCUGAGAAGUUUAGAAAGGACCAUGUAUAUACUGAACCGAUUCUUGGAAGAUCUACUCAUUCGUUUCCAGCACUUAUGGAUAGCAGAGCAUCACCUUUGUUGGCUAAUGAUUCCCAGUUACAGAAUUUGCCACUGACCUAUAUCCUUACCUGUCAAUAUGAUAUCCUUAGAGAUGAUGGAAUUAUGUAUGUUUCAAGACUUCGAAAUGUUGGAGUUCAAGUAGUUCAUGAGCAUAUUGAGGAUGGAAUCCAUGGAGCUUUAUCAUACAUGACAGCACCCUUUUAUUUACAUGUAGGUCUUAGGAUAAAAGAUAUGUAUACUAAUUGGUUGGAUAAGAAUUUAUAAAUGUAUAGUGCAUAUAUCAGUUAAGUUUUAGUUUGUGACAUUUUGUAAUUGUUGUGAAAAGAACAAAGUAAUCUGUAUUAAAUUCAGAUUUGAAUUAGAUGUAACAGUUACUUUGUGCCUUUAAAUUAGUUACUAAAAUUUAUGAUUUAUAAACAUUACAUAUAUUAAAAUGUGAUUCAGACUAUUUUCUCCUUACUUUUAUUUUAUUGUAGUUGUGUCGAUCCAAAAAGGACCAAUUGUUAUCAAAUCUGAGUAAUAAAAAUUUCUCAAAUUGGGGAAGAUAGUUUCCAAAUAAGCACAGAAAAUGUAGACACAAAUGGGUAGAGAGAUUACAAUGAAAAACAAAUUGCUCCUAAAGUGGAAUGGAAACUGUUAGCCUGGAUGAAUUGUAAGAGUCUUGUAUUAGUUUCCUUUGAAGUAACAAAUUACCCACAAAAUAAAACU
Molecule: messenger RNA, 1734 nt
Organism: Cavia porcellus (domestic guinea pig)
Lineage: Eukaryota; Metazoa; Chordata; Mammalia; Rodentia; Caviidae
Product: arylacetamide deacetylase-like 2
Exons: 5
Coding region: 85-1290 (401 amino acids)
Cellular component (GO): membrane
Molecular function (GO): carboxylic ester hydrolase activity
Source: RefSeq, a predicted model, not a curated record